CGUGUGUGUGUAUUGACCACGGUCCUUUACUCCGCUGCGCUCUGCGUCUGUGGACUUGAGCAGAAGUCAGUAAGAACAUAAAGGCAGCCGGGAGAGAGAGAGAGAGAGAGAGAGAGAGAGGGAGAAAACGAGGGAGGGAGGGAGGCAGGGAUACAGACAGACGGCUAGGGAGAGAGAGAGAGCGAGAGAGAGAGCGAGAGAGAACGAGAGAGAGCAAGAGAGAGAGAGAGAGAGAGAGAGAGAGAGAGAGAGACGCCUCUGUCCUCCUCCAGCACUUCACCGGACUUGGUGCGUUUGGACGGACGCGGUACAUCCUCCCGUGUGUGCGCGCUGAUCGGGAUACUAAGCACGAAGCUAUCUGGUUUAUUACACCCGUCAAGCUUUAUCUCCAUCCCUUCUUCUUGUUCUUCUUCUUCCUCCUCCUUUCGCUCGUUUAUGCCCACGUCGUCGCUUUUUCUGCAGCCGCGGCAGCUGCAUGAGAGAAAUUAACCCGCAACGAACCCGGAGCCGAGGCUGGCGAAAAUCAUUCAUCGACUGAGGAAGAAUACAUUUCUAUCCAAGAGCUCGCGUUUCGCUGUCGGAAGGAAGGAGGAGGGCGAGGAGAGGACUGUAUGAAAGAGGGCAGAAAAGGUUAUUCCUGACUCAUCUGUGCGCUGGAUGUGUAUACGCGCCCCAUACCGCGGCUGCGACUGGUGAUACGGACUAGGACGUCCAGCUGCCUUUGAGAUGUGAUUCUCUGGGGUUUCAUUUCACUCUGACAAAGCAAAAUACACUAUAACAGGCCUGUAUGGUGUCAGGAACACUGAGCUGUGACAAAAACAGCUCGCCUCAAGCCCGUCUGGGCUCAGCAGGAAGUACCUCCAGAUCUACUUCCAGGUCAACCUCAGACGUCAUGUGGACCAGAUGCCUGCUCUUCGUCUCAACCUUGUUUGCGCCCAUCGCCAUCGCCAACAGCCGUGCCCCUAUCCCCAUGGCAGUGGUGCGCAGGGAGCUGUCCUGCGAGUCCUACCCCAUUGAACUGCGCUGCCCGGGCACAGAUGUCAUCAUGAUCGAGAGCGCCAACUAUGGCCGCACCGAUGACAAGAUCUGCGACUCAGACCCCGCCCAGAUGGAAAACACGAGGUGCUACCUCCCCGAUGCGUACAAGAUCAUGUCGCUCAGAUGCAACAACCGUACCCAGUGUGCGGUGGUGGCUGGGCCUGAUGUCUUCCCCGACCCCUGCCCUGGCACCUACAAAUACCUGGAGGUCCAAUAUGAGUGCGUCCCCUACAAAGUGGAACAAAAAGUAUUUCUCUGCCCUGGCAUUCUGCGAGGAGUGUACCAAAGCGAGCAUCUCUUUGAGUCCGAUCACCAGUCCGGCGCGUGGUGCAAAGACCCGCUGCAGGCCUCAGACAAGAUCUACUACAUGCCAUGGACGCCGUACCGCACAGACACACUAACAGAGUACUCGUCGAAGGAGGAUUUCAUCGCAGGCCGUCCCACCACCACCUACAAACUCCCGCACCGCGUGGAUGGGACUGGUUUUGUCGUCUAUGACGGCGCGUUGUUCUUCAACAAGGAGCGCACGCGCAACAUUGUAAAGUUUGACCUGCGCACCCGCAUCAAGAGUGGCGAGGCCAUUAUCGCCAAUGCCAACUACCACGACACCUCACCGUACCGUUGGGGCGGCAAGUCCGACAUCGACCUGGCGGUGGACGAGAAUGGGCUGUGGGUGAUCUACGCCACGGAGCAGAACAACGGGCGCAUCGUGGUGAGCCAGCUCAACCCCUACACCCUGCGCAUCGAAGGCUCGUGGGACACCAGCUACGACAAGCGCUCCGCCUCCAAUGCUUUCAUGAUCUGCGGGGUCCUGUACGUGGUCAAAACCGUCUACGAGGACGACGACAACGAAGGGACGGGGAACAAAAUCGACUACAUGUACAACACCGAUAAGAGCAAGGAGAUGACUGUGAACAUACCAUUCCCGAAUUCCUACCAGUACAUCGCCGCAGUGGAUUACAACCCGAGAGACAACCUGCUUUACGUGUGGAAUAACUACCACGUGGUCAAGUACUCGCUGGACUUUGGCAACAAUGACUAUCGCCCACCUCCCAUGAUGCCUCCUAACCGAGGAGGUGGCGGUGGUGGAGGAGGAGGAGGGGGAGGAGGAGGAGGAGGAGGAGGAGGGGGAGGUCCAAUUGGCGGCGGAGCUGGUUCCUCCUCUUCGUCUACCAGCCGCACCACCACCACCCGCUCCCCUCCCUACUACACCACCCCGCGGCCACUCCUCACCACCUCCCCAGGCCAGCGCUAUCGAACCACCACCACCAUCCGCCAGCCCAUCCUGGUCCCCGCCGGCGGCUCGUCCUCUGACACCAACCAGAUUCCAGACACCAACCAGAAAGCUGGAGGUCACUCAACACCAGUGCUGGUCCCUCCAGCAGCCCCGCAACCUCCCGUCCUGCCUCCCCAGGACUUCUGCAGUCCGAGGGUGACAGCUGACAUAUCGUGGCCCCGGACGCAGCAAGGCCAGACAGCCAAACAGCCCUGCCCUGUAGGGACGCUGGGCGUGGCCACAUACGUAUGCGUGGCCCAUUUGGGCUACUGGGAUCCCCAAGGCCCUGACCUCAGCAACUGCACGUCGCCCUGGGUCAACCACAUCAUGCAGAAACUCCGUUCGGGGGAGACGGCAGCGAUCGUGGCGAGGGAGCUCGCGGAGCAGACCAAAGGGCUUCUGCGUCCCGGCGACGUUCCGUCCACGGUGCGGGCCAUGGCACAACUGGUCGAGCUGCUCGAUGUCCAGCUCAGGAACCUCACGCCCGGGGGCAAGGACAGCGCCGCCCGCAGCCUCACCAAGCUUCAGAAGAGAGAAAGGUCCUGCAGGUUUUUCACACAGGCUAUGGUGGAGACUGUGAAUAAUUUGCUGCAGCCACGAGCCCAGGCGGCGUGGAGGGAGCUGCCCACCAGCGAGCAGCUGCACUCGGCCACUCUGCUCCUCGACACCGUGGAGACCGGGGCGUUUAUGUUGGCUGACAACCUCCUCAAGACUGACACUGUGCAGGAGACCACUGACAACAUCCAACUGGAAGUGGCCCGGCUGAGCACGGAUGGGAACCUGGCAGACCUGACAUUCCCUCAGUCAGAGCUACACGGAAACUCCAUCCAGCUGUCAGCCAGCACUCUCAAACAGCACGGCAGAAACGGUGAGAUCAGGAUGGCCUUCGUCCUGUACAGGAACUUGGGCGCCUACCUGUCCACGGAGAACGCCAGCGUGAGACUGAGCAGCGAGGCCGUCUACCCCAAUUACUCUGUCAUCGUCAACUCCCCGGUCAUCACGGCGUCCAUUAACAAAGAGAGCAAUAAGGUUUACCUGUCCGAGCCCGUGGUCUUCACUGUCAAACACCUGCAGCAUUCGGAGGAGAACUUCAAUCCCAACUGUUCAUUCUGGAGCUACUCCAAGCGCACCAUGACGGGAUUCUGGUCUACACAGGACUGUCGUCUGCUGGCCACCAAUCGCACACACACCAGCUGCUCCUGCACACACCUCACCAGCUUCGCGGUACUCAUGGCCCACGUGGAGGUCAAGAAGGCAGACAGCAUGCACGACCUGCUCCUGGACGUCAUCACAUGGGUGGGCAUCCUGUUGUCGCUGGUUUGCCUACUCAUCUGCAUCUUCACCUUUUGCUUCUUCCGCGGGCUGCAGAGCGACCGCAACACCAUCCACAAGAACCUCUGCAUCAGCCUCUUCAUCGCUGAGUCACUGUUCCUGGUCGGGAUCAACAGGGCCGAUCAGCCGAUUGCCUGUGCAGUCUUCGCGGCCUUGCUCCAUUUCUUCUUCUUGGCAGCCUUCACCUGGAUGUUCCUGGAAGGAGUGCAGCUCUACAUCAUGCUGGUUGAGGUGUUCGAGAGCGAGCACUCCAGGACUAAGUACUUCUACCUGGCAGGAUACGGAGUGCCUGCUGUCAUAGUGGCCGUUUCCGCCGCAGUGGACUACAGGAGCUACGGCACCGACCGAGUGUGCUGGCUGCGAUUGGACACCUACUUCAUCUGGAGCUUUAUAGGCCCCGCCACGCUCAUCAUUAUGCUGAAUGUAAUCUUCCUCGGUAUCGCUCUUUAUAAGAUGUUCCAUCAUACGGCCAUUCUCAAACCAGACUCUGGAUGUCUGGACAACAUCAAGUCCUGGGUGAUCGGGGCCAUCGCCCUGCUGUGUCUGCUGGGCCUCACCUGGGCUUUCGGCCUGAUGUACAUCAACGAGAGCACCGUCAUCAUGGCCUACCUUUUCACUAUCUUCAACUCCCUGCAGGGCAUGUUCAUCUUCAUCUUCCACUGCAUACUGCAGAAGAAGGUGCGUAAAGAGUACGGCAAGUGUCUCCGCACUCACUGCUGCAGCGGCAAGAGCGUGGAGACGUCCAUCUCCUCCUCCAGUAAGACCACAACGUCACGGACCCCCGGCCGCUACUCCACAGGCUCACAGGUGAGCUUACCUGCCUGCACACCUGGACGCUACAGCACAGCAGACUCUCAGAGUCGUAUCAGGCGGAUGUGGAAUGACACUGUGAGGAAACAGGAGUCUUCCUUCAUCACUGGAGACAUCAACAGCUCCGCCACGCUCAACAGAGGAGCCAUGGCUAAUCAUCUUAUAACUAAUGCUCUCCUUCGUCCCCAUGGUACUAACAAUCCUUAUAACACUCUCCUCGGGGACUCGGCAGUCUAUAACAACCCAGCUGUGGGCAUGUACAACACCCAAGCACCUUACCGAGACACAAAGGGCAUCCUGAACAACGCAAGAGACUCCAGUGUUAUGGAUACACUCCCGCUUAAUGGUAACCAUGCCAACAACUACAGCAUGGCCAGCAGUGAGUACUUGAGCGACUGCGUCCAGAUUCUGGACCGUAGCGGCGGCUACGGCACCCACGGCAACCACAAGGAGACGACCCUGGAGAAGAAGAUCCUCAAGGAGCUGACCUCCAAUUACAUCCCGUCCUACCUCAACAACCACGAGCGGGCCACCACUGAGCGCAAUCACAACCUGAUGAACAAGCUGGUCAACAGCAGCAUGGCCAAUGGAGGGAGCAUGGCAGGAGGCAGCAGCAGCAGCAGCAGCAGUGGCGUCGGCGGCUGUGUGGGCAGCAGUAAAGAGGACAAUGGACCCAUGGUGCUGGACAACCCUGCGGCCUUCCCCCAUGAGGAGAACCUGGGCUUGGAGAUUAUCAGAGAGGAGUCCAACGCGCCGCUCCUGCCGCCCCGGCCUCCUCCGCCAGACAGCCACCCCCCGCCUCCGCCGCCUCCCCACAGCUUCUCCCGGCCACGGCGCAUUCCCCAGGAGACCAGCGAGAGCUUCUUCCCCCUGCUGACCAACGAGCACACUGAUGAGCACACGCAGUCGCCCAACCACAGAGACUCACUUUACACCAGCAUGCCAGUGCUGACGGACCUUCCAGACGGGCAGAUGAACGGUUUAACAGACGGCGAGGAGGACAGCUCCGGGGAGCUGCAGCCCUGUAAGAGUGCCACUGCUCCGGAGCUGGAUGACGUCUAUUAUAAGAGCAUGCCAAACUUAGGCUCCAGGAAUCACCUUCACGAGCUCCAGAGCUACUACCACAUGGGCCGUGGUGGCAGCGAUGGAUACAUGGUGUCCAGCAGCAAGGAGGAGUCCGAUUCGUCGCCCGAGGAGCCGCCCAUAGACCCUUCUCACCUGGUCACCAGUCUAUAGAGCCAACCAAGAGACUUCUAUCCCUCCCCAGCCCACUCUCACACUUCCAACCCUCCGAUGAAAACAUUCUGUGUUGUCGACUGAGCUGGCCCCACCACCCUGGACUGACAUGCUGUGUGUGACAUUAACUAUGGCUCGUGACAAUAUGGUUGAGAUAUCACCGGUCAAAUGAAAGCAGGGACUGAAUGUAUUGUCAUAAAUGGCGCAGACUGAAAAGGGCGGUUCUGAGAGACUUUUCGUGAACAUAAAUGGGACACUCAACCUGGAAAGGAGAGGAAUGGGGAGGGAUUCUGUAAUUUUACCCUACCUGUUACUUUAAUUUGGAAUCUUGAAUUGACUGAAGCCCUACAAGUUCCCCAAUAUGGACCUCUAGCAGAUCAUAGCAUAUAGUCUCCAAUACCACCACUACAGGGGCGUGGAGCUGCCUGUCUGUUUGUUUGUACGUCUGUCUCUCUGUCUCACUCUCAAAGACACAUACUGGGAUAUCGCUUCCACCUCUCCGAAGGGUAGAGCAGGAUAUUUAAACUCUGGUGUUCACAACAUAAACUGGCCUUAAAGAGGCCCCGCCCCACUACCUGCCAAUCAAGUGGAGGAUGUAUGAUAUAUGCCCUCACUACGGAUCACCCCGAAAACUAUUUUACUGGGCAACCGAACUGUACCCAUAUCACGCUGAUGUUCUGAAUUCUCUUCCUGUUCGUAUCUGCUAAACUGACGUUUUGUCCGGGCUGGUGUAACAUUCCUGCAAGUUGUAGUGACUGCGGCUACUGUGUAUUUCACUGAAAACAAAGAAGGAAGAUCAUAUUACAACAGACUGAAUUUAAAAAUACAAAAAAAAAAAAAACAUCAACAAAAAAAACCAACAAGAAUGGGUUCCGUUUCUUCUCCUUUCUUCUGUAAACGUUUUCAGUUAUCAAAGGAUUAUAAAGACAUCACAAACUGUUUCUAUGUAUUGUACAGAAUACAGAUACAGAUACAAAUGUUGCAUAUGACCAAGUCUUUUUAUUUCACGAUUUUUACGUUGCAAACCUUCUUUGUGUGGAACUGUUCUGAAACGUCACGACAUGUUCUGGUCAUGUGUAGACUGCAGAACGAGCAAAGGAACAAUCUUUCAUGUCACUCUUUUUCGUACAUACAGAGACAGUUAAGCACUCCUUAAUCGAUACGCAUAUACCCCGCGCGCACUUCAUCCUGGUCCUUUUUAUAGCAACACCACUGUCACUUAACAUUUUGCAAAUCAAUUGUUACUAUAUACUUUACCACUGUGUAGAUUUAAAACUAAAUGGGGGAAAAUGAAGUGGCAAAGUUAUGGAAACGGAAAUGCUAUGUUUUAGUCUUUGCUGAGGGUGGGACUCAUCUCAUUUGUUUCUUGAAUAAAGCAUUUCAUUCCUGAAGGCCAAUGGAUAUUUGGAGUUACACAAGAAUGGUUUAUGCAAGCAUAUCCUCUCUAUUGCCAAAUAUUUUACUAAUUGACGUUACCUUGCUGUGCUGGUUUAGAACUUGUUGUACAGAAAAAAACAAAACGAAAAAAAGAUACUGAGAAUAAUAAAUGUCAUUCUCUAAACUUAAAAAAAAAAAAGAGAAUUUCCACUAUUUGAAAAAGAGUGGGUCUCACCUGUGAAAUGCCAUGAUUACACCAUGUUUGUGUACUGAAGAUGUGAAAAAGCUCUGCACACAGCGGCACUGUCCAAUGUGGAAAGCCAAUGUUUACUUAUUUAGGAGAAGAUUUCAUAAGUGUAUGAAGUGUAGCUUGCACAUGUAUCCCACAAGCCCCCUCCAUUUCCCCAAGAGAGAAAUUAUUUAUUUAUCUGUUUAUUGGUUUGAAGACGGCAAAAAAAAAAAAAAGAAAAAAAAAAAACAAGCAUAGAGGAAAGAAAGCUGGCUUUAGGCAGGAAUAUAUAAAGUGGCACUGGGUUUGUUUUAUGGUUCUUUUUUUUAAAUUAUUAUGAUCAUGAUUAUUAUUACAAUAUUAUUGCUAAUUAUUUAUUCUUUUUGUAUGGGUUCCAAGUUGAAUGAUCUCAUAACUAAUAUUUGUUGUAACAGUGAAAGUUGUUUGCCAACAAAUAAAUUACUGACAUAGU
Messenger RNA from Acanthopagrus latus (yellowfin seabream), 7770 nucleotides. It is a transcript of the gene adgrl3.1, whose product is annotated as adhesion G protein-coupled receptor L3.1. The record is from RefSeq and is a predicted model, not a curated record. The transcript has 26 exons. Gene Ontology annotation, cellular component: membrane; axon; glutamatergic synapse. Gene Ontology annotation, biological process: cell surface receptor signaling pathway; adenylate cyclase-activating G protein-coupled receptor signaling pathway; brain development. The coding region runs from base 788 to 5692 and encodes 1634 amino acids. Gene Ontology annotation, molecular function: G protein-coupled receptor activity; carbohydrate binding. Lineage: Eukaryota; Metazoa; Chordata; Actinopteri; Spariformes; Sparidae.